AUAUAUUUCCAGUAAAAAGGCGUGAGGGCCAAGCGGACGCUUCUUCUCCUUCUCUUCGUUCUUAAGAAACAAACAUCCGUCACUCUCUUCGUUCUUAAGAAACAACACCGUGAGAGAGAGCGAGAGAGAGUGUGUAAGUGUGUGAGCCAGCGAUGGGCUCGUCUUCCACUGCGCUUCAUCUCUUCUCUCUCUUUCUCUGCCUCGUGAUCUCACGUGCCAGCGACGAGACCACCAUUCUCAAAGGUGUUGAUCUUGAAAGCCCAGCUAUAGUUGUCACUCCUUCUCCCGUUUCUGGCCUUUCAUCUUCCCGUGGCUCUAAAGAUGCUUUACUGUGUGAACGUGUUCAAGUUUCUGGUCUUUCAAGAUUGAAACUUGGUAGUUAUGCCAGUUCUUUUCGGAUUACCUUGUCUCCAUCUGUAGAAAUCCCAGAGAGAUUACAUAGCAAAAUUCAGGUUUGUUUUCACAGAAAUGAUUCACUUGGCUUAUGUCAGUGUGAAAAUGAUGAAUGGAAAUCUUUUAAGGGGCUGUGGAGCUCGGUUAUGUCCCCUUAUGAUUAUAGAUAUAUUGAUGUGAAGUUCAUUGGUGAAGUAUCUGGUUCUGUCACUAUAGCUGUUGAAGAAGAUUUCCAGCGAUGGCGCCUUGUGUGUCUAGCAUUGGGAUGUGUUUUACUACUUUUGGCUCCAAUUGUUAGCAGUUGGGUUCCUUUUUAUUACAGCAGUUCAAUGGUGAUCGGGGUUUUUCUGGUCAUUAUAAUCGUACUUUUUCAGGGAAUGAAGUUAUUGCCAACUGGUCGGAAAAAUGUCUUCUAUCUUACUGUAUAUGGAUCAGUGCUUGGAGCUGGAUCUUUCCUUUUAAAUUACUUUUCAAUGCUGGUAAAUUCGAUUCUUGUCAAUUUUGGACUCGGUGAAGAGAUGCACAAUCCAGUCUCUAUAUUUGUGCUAGUGGGAAUAAUCCUUGCUGGUGCUGCUUUAGGAUACUGGAUUGUGAGGAAAUUUGUAAUCUCAAAAGAUGGAAGUGUUGAUGUUGGUAUAGCCCAUUUUGUUAAAUGGGCAAUGCGCAUCAUUGGAACCACCUUUAUUUUACAGAGCACUCUUGACACUCCUCUAGCACUGGCGACCUUGGUUUCUUCCUGGGCUAUCUGCAAUCUUAUCUUUUGUCUGAAGUGGGCCGGUACAGUGCAUCAAUCAUAUUCUGGGAGUGUGACUCCUUGGCUGAAGCAGGAGAGACAGACAACAGGAAAGCAUAGCCGUGCUGAAUUCCUUAGCAGAUCAAGCCCUCAAGGGAAGAUGUGGAAUAGUCCACCAAAGCGAUCUGCUUGGUCAAACUCUCCCGUUAGAGGUGUAAUAUCGCCAUCUUUUGGGGCAAAGACUGAGCAAGAAUACUAUUCAACCUUCCACAAUGUGCGGAACCGAAAGAAGUUUACAAAGAAAGAGUGGGAUGAUUUCACACGGGACUCAACCCGACAAGCUAUUACAGAAUGGGCAGCAUCCCCUGAAUUCUCUGAUUGGAUGAUCAAUAAUGCUGACCGAAUACAGCUCCUUCCGAGUGAGUGUUCAGAUGAAAGCAUGGGAAGUGGAUCAGAUUCCACAAAUGAGAACGUCGUAGGGAGCCGAGGGCGGUUUGGGUUUUUAAACUGGUAGUAGAGAGACAGAGAGAGGAUCAAGCCAAGCAACAGAGUAUGCACCUUUGCAAUUGGCGGUAGGAUAUGUAAGUGCUAGGUGAGUGGAGUAGAACAACUAUUUCCCUUCAAGUAACAUGUAGGAUUAGAAGAAAUUAGGUUCAGAUUUAGGUAUAAGCUAACCACCAUUUAACAGUUGCUGGCACCACGUGUACUUUUUUUUUUUUUUUUUGUCUAAAAAUAUACCCUCUACUGAUAACACAUGGGUAACGCAUUGAAACAGCUGUAAGUACUUUUUUAACUGUAUUCUUGUAGUAAUUUUGUAGUGGGAUUCUGUCUGGCACGACGUUUCCCCAAGGCCAUUCCAUUCUUCAGCCCCUUGAACUCUCUUUUAGUUUGCAAUUGUAUUACUGUUUUUGUUGUAUUUCUGGUUACUUUAUUUUGUUACAUGAGCUUUGAUUAUGGAAAACCUUCAGUUAUUGCCACAUUA
This is a messenger RNA of Alnus glutinosa, 2108 nucleotides long. RefSeq lists its product as uncharacterized. NCBI's taxonomy places the organism in Eukaryota, Viridiplantae, Streptophyta, Magnoliopsida, Fagales, Betulaceae. The record is from RefSeq and is a predicted model, not a curated record. The transcript is spliced from 10 exons. Bases 153 to 1640 code for a protein of 495 amino acids.